GUGAGUUAAGUGGUCCAGCGCAACACUUGCCAAAAGUGCUGAAGUACACUAAUUCCGGUACUCAAUGACAAGUGUAUACCAUAUCUCUGAGACAAUGCUGGCCUUACAGCCAGUGGCAAUUCUUUCUCCCCACCCCUUUUGUAUCAACCCUUAUCUGCGCCCUAAGGUGAAACGCCUCCAAGGUCGAAUGACUCACUUCUUCUGUGCAAUAUUGCUAAAAACAAAAGACAGACAGUAGCCACAACAGUGUGGGUGUGUUCAAAGUUGCAGCUCUGAUCGCCAUUGCCAGUUACAUUGUCGUUGAAGGUCCAGAUAGGUCAUUACCUGCUGUGUUUUAUCCGCGUUUAUCAGCAUCGAGUGCAACGAUCCUUAACUGUAGGAACCUUUGUAUGACACAGCAUGGAUUGUAAUCCAGAAAAAAUUAAGUUAUGGACUGUUCUCGAAGUGGAAGAAAACUUAAAAAAACAAGGAUUUGGUGAAAAUAUAACUAGCAUUUUGAAAGGCAACGAGAUAGACGGAGAAGCUCUUUUACUACUUAAUAAUGCUGAUGUGCUUAAUAUGGGGUUUAAAAUUGGUCCAGCAGCAAAGUUUCGCAACUUUUUAGAAAGUUUAAAAAUUCCACUCGAUAAUAACCCAUCAACACAUUCAGAACAUCCUGCCUCAACGUUGACGGUGGGCACAAAUGUUUGCAGUGGCCAGGAAAGUGAAUUGGAAUCGACAGUUGCAAAUGUACUUCCGGAAACAACAUCAGAUGAAAGCGUUGAACUCAACGUGAUGGAAGUUUUAAGAAAGUGUCCUGCAGGAAGACUUAUAAUAAGUGAAUAUCUUGGAAGAGAUGAGGAAUUCAUCUCGAGUGAAGAAAGAAUAACAAUUAUUCAAAUUCUGUGUGACCACAUUGUGAAAACAGAUCCAUUACAAUAUUUUCCUUUGACAUCGACGAAGCUGCUGUGGGCUGAAGCAAUAGUGAAAAGUUUUACUUGUCUAGGGACAAAGGUGACCGAUGCCUAGGGCAAAGUCACUAUGAAUCACGACAUCUACUUUCACCCCAAAGCAGGAGGAUUCAUAGAAAAUAAAUUAAAAGAAAUGCGAAGAAGCAAGGGAAUUCGGAAGAGAAAAAUAUCCUCUCAAACAAGUUCUACACUGAACACAUCCACAGAAAAAAAGACCAAAACUAAAGUUAAGAAGGGAGAAAUUCUCUUAAAAGGGGCAAAUGUGGUUUUUGAUGAGUCUGUCAUGGUAUCGAUGGUUUCUUGGUUAAAGUACAUGGGCCUUCUAUCACAAAUAAAGCCAAGAUCCAUGAGUACAUGGAGAGUACAUUUGAUUACCGGGAGCAGCAAAUUUCUGUAACCUUAACGUUCGCUUCUCAAAUUUUCGAAGAAUAUCCACGUUACGUGGAUUUUGAAAACGGAUCUUUGAUAUUGAACGAUUUUUAUCGAAAAUAUAAGGACGCACACUCCUGCUUGGAAACGCGUUUCUUCGGACGGUUCCAGAACGCUUUGGUUGGAUUAGCGGAAAGGAAAAAAGUGGAAGUUACAAAAUCUACUGACGAAUCUCUUGGGGCAUUAGUUUUGUGUUUGAAAGUAAUGCCCAGUGUAUCCAGGAUUAAGAAGGCUGAUUUUUCAUCAAAACUGGGUCGCCUUUUUUACUUCGUCAAAGAAAAUGCUAGUAUAUCUUCUAUUGUGGAAUCAAAAGACGAAAUCUAUCAUAAACAGCCAUUCUUGAUCGUCUCUGGAACCCUGGAAUAUCCUUUAUCAUUCUUUCUCGUCAUAGAAAACACUGCCAUUCCAGUUGGUAGUAACUGUGCUCAUGCCUUUCAUGUGCUAUUUGCAUCUUUUUUCCUUUUCCGAUUGGAAUAUCCUUAAUAUCUUGACAAAUUUUGUCUUUUUUUCGAACAAUUUGUUUUUCAAAUUGGGAAGAAUAUCAGCGCUUGCAAUCAAGAAUUUGCAAACUGCCUCGACAAUGUUGCAUCAGCAACAAUUCCGCAGUCCCUCGAACAACAGCAGCAAAGUUAAAUUCAUUCUUUGAUAUACCGCUUGUUUUUUCACCUUUAUUCGUUUACUGCAUAC
Messenger RNA from Daphnia magna, 2066 nucleotides. RefSeq lists its product as uncharacterized. The record is from RefSeq and is a predicted model, not a curated record. Gene Ontology annotation, molecular function: protein binding. Bases 1305 to 1862 code for a protein of 185 amino acids. The transcript has 8 exons. NCBI's taxonomy places the organism in Eukaryota, Metazoa, Arthropoda, Branchiopoda, Diplostraca, Daphniidae.